This is a messenger RNA of Salvelinus fontinalis (brook trout), 5531 nucleotides long. RefSeq names its product phospholipid phosphatase-related protein type 3-like. Gene Ontology annotation, biological process: signal transduction; phospholipid dephosphorylation; phospholipid metabolic process. Lineage: Eukaryota; Metazoa; Chordata; Actinopteri; Salmoniformes; Salmonidae. Gene Ontology annotation, molecular function: phosphatidate phosphatase activity. The transcript is spliced from 11 exons. Bases 815 to 3364 code for a protein of 849 amino acids. The record is from RefSeq and is a predicted model, not a curated record.
ACCACCCUACUGGGCGAGGUCUACCCACAAUACAACUAACAAAAUACGAAAAGAGGAAGAGAGAGGGGGGGUUCAGAAUCCUUUGGCAUGAAAUGAGUAGCCUUUACAUUUAAAAUAGAGUGUUCUAAAAGGGGAAUAUAUUCGAAGAAACACUCAGAGUCAAACAGACACUCAUGCUUUCACUCAUGCACGCGCAUACCCAAACACACACCAAAAUCCAUCGCUUUGUUUUUCCCAGCUUUAUGGUGGUGGUAGUCUGCCAUUAGGAAUUUGGAGCGGUGAGAGGAGGGGCGUUUGUGUAUGUGUGAAGGAGCAGUCGGUCUCCUCCCCUCGUCUCCCCCCGCCCUCUCGCGCCCCCCAUGCCUUUGUGUGCGCGAGGCUCUCUGCUAGCGGCGGUUCUUCAAGUGAGAUAUCGGUUCGUAUCUGAGCGCUGUUUGGGUGGGCUGUUCGAACAUAGCGUGGCUGACUGGGACUGGGGUGAACCGGUAGAAGGCACGUGAAACCUCGGAGUUUAUUCACACACGCGCGAUCAGAAGGGAAAAUAACGAAGACAUAUCGAAUAUAGGACUUUCCCCUUUCGUCUUACCCAUCUAUCAUUCUCUAUCCGUGGAGAAUCUGACCAACCAAAACCACCUGAUGUGUGUGGAUGUGUGUUUUGGGGGCGUAAAACAACUGGCAGCGCGUGAAGAUGGAUUAACGUUUGAACGGAAAACUGGAGCAGCACACUAGACCUCGGCGAGGGGGGAGGGCAAGACGGGCCUCUGCUAACACACACAACCCGCGGGACAGAGACUCUGAUUGGACCAACACCAGGAUGAUGUCGUCACCAAAAGCCAAGACCAAGAAGAAACCUCCCAAAGACAGCAUGACACUUCUACCAUGCUUCUACUUCAUAGAGCUCCCCAUCGUCCUCUCCUCCCUAGUCUCUCUCUACUUCAUGGAGUUGACAGACCUGUUGUCCCCGGCGACCCCUGGGUUCCAUUGCUAUGACCGUGACCUGUCGUUGCCCUACCUGGAGACAGGAGACGAACUGGUCCCUCUGCUGAUGUUACUGAGCCUGGCCUUCGCAGGACCGGCUGCCUCGAUCAUGCUGGGUGAAGGGCUGGUGUAUUGUUACCAGUCCAGAGUCAAACAGAGUAAAGCUGAUGGAUCCAUCAUCGCUGGAGGGUGUAACUUCAACUCCUUCCUACGGAGGACUGUUCGCUUUGUUGGUGUUCAUGUGUUUGGUCUCCUGGCAACUGCCCUAAUGACGGACAUCAUCCAAUUGGCUACUGGUUAUCCCACCCCUUUCUUCCUGACUGUCUGUGAGCCCAAUUACACGCUACCUGGGAUGUCAUGUGACCAGAACAACUACAUCACACAGGACAUCUGCUCUGGGAAAGAUCUGUAUGCCAUCCUGUCAGCCAGGAAAACAUUUCCGUCCCAGCAUGCAACGCUCUCUGGCUUUGCUGCUGUCUACAUCUCUAUGUAUUUGAACAGUGUGAUCAGCAGCAGUACUAAGCUGGUGAAGCCAGUGCUGGUGUUUGGAUACUGUCUGGCUGCAGGCAUAGCCGGACUGACUCAGAUCACACAACACCGCUGCCAUCCCAGAGACGUCUAUGUUGGCUACGCCAUGGGAGCUGGCAUAGGAGUCUACCUGUCUCUGUAUGCAGUAGGUAACUUCAGGUCAUCCGAGGAGGACUGCCUCCCCCAGCCUGUCCGGAGGGCUGCCUCCCCCCCCCAGCAGCAGAGGGAGGUGGUGGUGAGGGGAAGAGCCCAGAGAGGUCAUGUUUCUCAGCACAGCUCUCUGUACCGCAGUAAGACCCCCAGACCAUCAGACAGCAGGGAAGAACUGGGGACUGGACGCUGCAAGGUUCGUAGGGAGAAGGCCAGCGUAGCAUCUCUGAAGAGGGCCAGUGCUGACGUGGAGCUCCUGGCCCCCCGCGGCCCCAUGGGAAAGGAAACCAUGGUAACAUUCAGCAAUACCUUACCCCGCGUCGCCAACGGCAGCAGCAGCACCUCGCCCCCCGGAGACGACCCAUCCAACCAGCGUCACAUGACCUUCCACCUGUCCUUCGACCCCCGCAGGUCACAACCAAGGCUGCGACCGCCGCUGGUGCAGGAGUGGAGACAGCAGCGCUCUACGGAGAGACGGAGCGAGGAGGAGGGAGAGAAGGACACAUCUGGCGGAGGAGAGGGAGGAGCAGGAGGAGGGGGUGAGGCAGGGGAGACAGGGGUGAUGAAUCCUCCCUCCCUCUAUCCGACGGUACAGUCGGCCAAUAGAGCCGUUGCCACGGCUACCCCAGCGCCAGCCCCACUAGUGCAUAUCCCUAAGGAGGGGAUUAGACACCCCCCUACUGUCUCCCCUCUACCUCCUACGGUCUCCCCUUUGCCUCCUUCUGUCUCCUCUCUACCUCCUACGGUCUCCCCUUUGCCUCCUUCUGUCUCCUCUCUACCUCCCCCCGUCUCUCCUAAGAGCGCGGUGACCCGUGCCAAGUUGAUGUCACUUAACCAGGGAGGGGAACGAGCCAGGGAGGGGCCUAUCCCUGUGACGACUCCGCGUGUGCCCACCCAGCCGCACAGUCAGCCGCGAGUGGCGCAGGUCAUUGCCAUGUCCAAGCAGCAUGGACCAAUCAGCUCCUCUGCCAAGGGCUCUGACUCCGCCUCUUCCUGUGGGGGAGGGUCUUCAACAGGAAGCUCUGAGUCUCCGUACUACCGUGUCCCCUCCGACCGCGACAGCCACACCGGGAGUGUUACCGGGAGCGUUACCGGGAGUAUUGUCACCAUAGACGCUCACGCCUCUCAUCACCCUGUGGUCAGGGUGUCUAGCAGUGCCAGUACCGGGAGUAACGGGACCCCAGGGGCUAGAGUAACAGCUGCCGGUAACGGGACCCCCUGGGAGCGGAGGAACACCACCAGCGGAAGCCUGGGGAGCGUCGGUGAGCAGGGCCAGAGGGGGGCGCUGCAGCGCCAGGAGAAAGUCACCGCACUGGAAUAUCGGGAAUACCGCACACUUCCUGUGAAAUCAAACUCUAUCUGCUCCUCCUCUCCCAGCGAGACAGAUUCCACCACCCUGCCUCCCCCUCCUCACCCCUACUCCUCUCCACUCCCUCCCUUCUCUUCCUCUUCCCUGCCUCCCCCUCCUCAACCCAUCUCCUCCCCCCUCCCUCCCCAUUCUCCGCCCUCCUACUCCCCCCUCCCUCCCCCUCCUCCCCCCUUCUACUGCCCCCUCCCUCCCCCUCCUCAUCCAGAUCUGCUGUUGGACAGUUACCCCCCCCCCCUCCCCCGAUCUAUGACCCUCCCCCGCCGGCCCACUGUCUCACCCCACAGCCGCGCUGAUCAAGAAGUCUAUUACAAGACCAUGCAGACGGAGAGGAGAUUAUAAUGCGACAUAGAGGUGUUAUAAUAGACAGUAACACUAUUAAAAACAGACCACGAGGUCAGAAGAGAACAUAGGGGACCUUACAGUGCGAGAGGUUAUAAGACGACAUAGAGCAGUUAAGAUAGACAGUAGUACCACUACAUAACCAUACAGUCAGGUGACAUUAUUAAAUGUAACACAUUUUGGGGAGCCCUAACAGUCAGGGGAAGUUAUUAAAUGUAACACAUUUUGGGGAGCCCUUACGGUCAGGGGAAGUUAUUAAAUGUAACACAUUUUGGGGAGCCUUAACAGUCAGGGGAAGUUAUUAAAUGUGACACCGUUUGGGGAGCCCUAACAGUCAGGGGAAGAUAUUAAAUGUAACACAUUUUGGGGAGCCCUAACAGUCAGGGGAAGUUAUUAAAUGUGACACCGUUUGGGGAGCCCUAACAGUCAGGGGAAGUUAUUAAAUGUGACACCGUUUGGGGAGACCUAACAGUCAGGAGAACUACUACAUGACUUAAAUGAGUGAGAGGAGGUUAUGAGAUGACUUAGGAGUUAAAAUGUAAUAUAAUGGAGGUUAUAACUUGGCGUAGAGGAGUCACAAUAACCAAGAACACUACUUCAACACUGAGAAAGGGUCCAGAUGGAAACAGACAAAUAGCUGUUCUACAAGACACUGCAGAGCAGGAGAAGGACAUGAGAUGACUUAAAGGAGUUAAGAUGUGACAUAACAGCAGAACUACAAGACACUGCAGAGCGGGAGAAGGACAUGAGAUGACUUAAAGGAGUUAAGAUGUGACAUAACAGCAGAACUACAAGACACUGCAGGGUUAGACUUGGGAGGACUGUUAAGUCAAGGUCUAACAGUAGUGGAGGUUAUAACGCGACAUAGAACACUGCUAAGUCUAACAGUGGAGGUGGAGCGUGUCUGACCGAAGGUCUUCAGGAGCAUGGAGACUGGAUCACUAAAGACAACAGAAACAAUAGCAGCUCUAGUCGUUGGUUUACCACCGACUACUAUCUGACUAGAAUACAACUAUACUGACUAUACUCACCAGCUGUACUAUACUAUACUGUAUAUAGCAUCUCUCUCAGGUUUCCACUGACUUACUGUAGAGACGAAGAAGAGGAGGGGAAAAGGAGGAAGGAAAGGGAACAUCUUGGAGAGGAUUACUACAGUAAACAAAGAGGGGGAGACAAAGACUGGAGGGGACAAUUGGCUUAACAAUGUGAACAGAUCCACACACACACACACACACACACACACACACACACACACACACACACACACACACACACACACACACACACACACAGCCGCAGGAAGUAGUUUGGUGGUGGGGGUCCGCGCUACAGACCGCUAACACAGUGCACUACUUUCAGGAAAAUAUUUUUUUUGGAUUUUAGAUAUGAUUUUUAAUACACACACACACACACACACACACACACACACACACACACACACACACACACACACACACACACACACACACACACACACACACACACACACACACACACACACACACACACACACAUAGCCGCGGGAAGUAGUUUGGUGGUAGUUUGGUGGUGGGGGUCCGCGCUUCAGACCACUAACACAGGAAAAUUUUAUUUUUGGAUUUUAGAUAUGAUUUUUAAUACACACACACACACACACACACACACACACACACACAGACACACACAGACAGACUCAACCAACCACCUCCAAUUGUAUAAAAUUACAUGCAAUAAUAUAAAUUAUUUUUAAGCUCAUUUGUUGCUAAUCAAAUCCCCACAGACAAUACAAUAAGAUACAUGGUGACAAAAGACUGUAUAGACUUGUGGGUGUGGUCUGUGUGCAUCGGUUGCCUAGUAGCAGAAUGACUUGUUCUGUAGUGGAUAUCCUCUUUUGAUAAUAGAACUGUUGAGUACUGGUGUUUAGUCUGCAUGUGUAUGUAUGUGUGUGAGAGUGUUUCUGUCUUGCAUGUGUGUUUAUGUGUGUGAAUGAGUGUAUUCUACUUCAUUGUGUUUCUAUGAACGUGCAUUAUGACUUCUAAGAAACAGAAAUGUCCUUUAUUUACCCUCUUGUUUUUAUUACCAAUGUAAAUACUAAUAUUAUAUUACUGUCCUUUUUCAUGGGCUACUGUUUUUUUUUAAACUUGUGUUUCCAGGUAAUGGUUAUAAAGUCCUUGACUAAGGAAACGUC